This is a messenger RNA of Aspergillus novofumigatus IBT 16806, 1863 nucleotides long. RefSeq lists its product as uncharacterized. The coding region runs from base 1 to 1863 and encodes 620 amino acids. The record is from RefSeq and is a predicted model, not a curated record. Lineage: Eukaryota; Fungi; Ascomycota; Eurotiomycetes; Eurotiales; Aspergillaceae. The transcript is spliced from 2 exons.
AUGGAUCGGCUUCCCUUUGAGGUCAAGCACAUGAUAUGUGCAUUAGCUAUGGACACCAGCCGGGCGACUUUAGAAGAGUUAAGCCUUAUGAACCAUGCCUGGUAUCAGGCUGCCGUGCCUCUUCUGUACGAAAAGCUGCAGCUAUGUCUCACCACAACGGCGCAACUUCAAGCAGACGUUGAACAGUUGCUAAGCCAUCCCCUGCGCAAGCUAUACAUUCGAUACCUGCGUCGUCUGGAUCUCGUCGGGCAAAGCGGGAAACAGAGUCUCAAUCUAGCUGCUCUGCAGGAAGAUGAAGGGGGACCUAUCAUGCUGGAUGGCUUCCUUGAUCGUGAGCUCUGGCAAAAACAACGGCACACUUUCCCGCUUUGUCGCAGGCGAACCACUACCCUCGACCAUGCUCCACUCGCCAGGUUCAUCGCGGCCUUGACAAGCUUGAAAGAAGUGAAUUAUGUUCGAGCUGUGCGCUUCCCGCAAGAAGUCUUGGAUGCUCUGCACAAAUACCACCCUUCCUGCAAGCUCAACUUGCUUCAUUUCUACCUCCAGGCCUGGAAACACCAGGGUCUCAGCGAUAGGGAUAUGGCCGUGGUCACCUCGCCGUGCCUCCACUCGAUUCGCUGCUACUACUACCGCUACGUUGGGAAUUACGAGGUAAUCGAGUCAGCCAUUCUGCGCACGCUGUCUGUGGCUCCAAAUCUGAAAAAGGUCGAUCUCGUACUGGUGCCGCAGCGUAAACCUGCGGACCGGCGUAUCUACCGCUUCGAACCCAGCGCUGGAGUAUCCAAUGCCGUUGCCCGUCUCGAAACUUUGUCCUUUUCCCUAAACACCACGAUGUCAGUCCAGUGCUUCAAUCAGUGGCAUCAGAAGAUUGAUCUAGGACAUCUGCGUGCUUUGAGCAUCGGCCGUAUUGAUGAUCCCACACUCGCUCGAAGUAUUUGCGCUGUUGCAGCAUACUUCCAGCGCCUCGAACGGCUCUCGAUCAACCUACCGGUAGCCCCCAGAAGACAUCGUGAGUACUGGCGUUCGGUGGAAGAGAUGAUGAAAGCAUUGCCGCCGCUCAAGGGUCUCGGGCUGGUCGGAAACCGCAACGCGCCCUUCGUCAGCAAGGUCUUGUCCAGACACGGCGCUACCCUACAGAGCCUCGGACUAGACUCACGCAAUGUUUCACACCACAUGCGGCUGCAGAGACAGGGACGUCCAUACUACAACGCGGAUGAAAUUUCCCGCUUUGCGAGCAUGUGCCCUGUCCUCCGAGAGCUGCACCUCACCGUCCACCGCGUGCAGGGCCGAGCUCCCGAGGUAAAGGUUUACAAAGCACUCGGGCAUUCCCCUGCUCUGACGCACCUCUGCGUGAAACUUGACUGUGUCCCGAGCGCCGAUGACCCUCCAGAUGAUUUCGUUCCUUCCUAUAUACCGGUGUACGACCCCUCCUAUGGCGAGGAUGUCCGGAAAGUCAGAAAACUUUGCAUCAAUGCAGCGAUUGACAAACCCUUGGCGGGAAACAUAUUCAACACCAUACUCUCAUCCCAACGCACCAGGCGCCUCGCUAGUCUCCGGCUUCUUCCAACUGGCGAUUGGCGACCUGGGAUCCGGACAUUUGGCAUCCAUGAGCCCUUCGAAAUCGAUGAACUUUUCCGCUGUUUCGCGGUGACCAGACUCGCCAAUUCUGAAUCUGGUGUCCUCAACGUCGAGAGGGUUAGGGUGCCGCUCAAGUACGAUUGUUGUCUGUCAUUCUGGCGUAAACAACGUAUUGCGACGUGGUUGGGGGCCGAGGGUAUCAGGAGCUUCCCGUUGCAGGAUGCACGAAUCGACCAUUGCAUGUCUGAAUCAUACUCGUCGUCGACAAUUGCAGAAAGAACUUAG